This is a messenger RNA of Diabrotica balteata, 822 nucleotides long. Lineage: Eukaryota; Metazoa; Arthropoda; Insecta; Coleoptera; Chrysomelidae. The record is from the annotation of a GenBank genome assembly.
AUGGAAGAAGACAACUCGUGGGUUUUUGAUUCGCUAGUGACUUUUCUAAAUGGUCCGAUAUGGAAUGCACCUCUGCAGAGUUUCAUCGAAGAGAAAUCUUUAAUUUUUGAACCUAACGCUGAAGAUAAUGAGGAAUACCAAAAAAUUUUUGAAGAAUUUAAGAACCUGGUAGACUUCAUGCUUGGGACAUUUAUGGAGGACAUUGGAAUCACUAGCGAACAGUUUGAGAAUGCUUGUAAAGAAAGCAAAAAGUACCACGUUGCUUUCGAUCCGAAUUCCUUUGAACAAGUUUGGGCAGCAAACGAUUAUGAUAUGUUUAAAAAGAUGAUGGCUCAACGAAACGUUGAAUUACAACUUCAAGCUUUAGAAUUAAUAGAAAGAAAGUGUGGUAGAACCCCUCAGUCCUUUAUUCCUACGAGUAAAACAGAAAACGUCCAAGAAAUACCAGUUACAAUAGAAAAAUCUGUAGAUCUGGAACACAAUGUAAUGGAGGAAGUAUCAAAGCACUUAGAAGCUAUUUUUACGAAGACAAAGUCUGAGGACCCAAUCCCUCAUAAUAAAGAGGAUGAAUUGAGAAUUCACGUCUCAAAAACAAAACAGAUGCUUAUAGGCAAACAACCAAGUCACUUUAUAAAUGAAACGCCUAAAAUUCCACAAACUAGAGAAACAGCUCCAGUUAAAAAAGAAGAAAACAUUGCUGAAGAAAAAGAAUCUCUUAUAAAAUUAGAAAAUGAGAAAAAGAAGGAUAGUGUAGAUCAUUAUCAAAGCACUAGAAACGAGAAAGCGGUCAUCUUUAGAUAUUGUAGUCAUAACUCGCCCUGA